AUGGCGCCCGUGUCCGAAGGUUCCGAAGAUGCGGACGGGCUGUACGUUCGAACGAGCAGGGUUUGGCACGGAGCCCCUGUCUUUGAGAACGACCGCAGAUGCAUGCUCUCCCGUGAGCCUCAUAAGAGCCAGAGGACAGGUGAGACUUCCUAUGGUUGGAUCAUCGGGCAGGACCGAAAGCCACUCUAUGCGGUUCAGUCGGAAGCCUUGCAGCCACCAACGGAAGGUUGGAGGAAGUUCACCGGCCUGCUUCCCAUUCCGCGCAUUCAGAACUCUGACUCGCUAGAGACUGCUGCGGAGAUGGCAGCUUUCGCAAUGAAAGAACAGGGCAAUGCACUGUUCACCGGGCGUUCCUACAAGGAUGCAGCUGCCAAGUGGUCCCGAGCGCUUGGGAUCUUGGCCGGGGUAAACAGAGAUGCAGCCCUGUCUGGCACAAUGCUGCAAUUGUCAGUGACUCUGUAUGCGAACAGGGCAGAGGCAAAGCUUCGACAAGAACUCUGGGAUGACGCGCUGACAGAUUGUGAGGCAGCCUUAGAGCAAAAACCAACGCACGACAAGGCCUUACUUCGUGCAGCGUUAGCCUUGAAGAGCUUGCGAAGACACAGGGAGGCAAAGGAAAUGGUCCUGCGGUGUCUGGAGGUCGACCCGAGAAGCCAAGAGGCGAAAGGCUUCUUGCGCGAUCUGGACCAGCUGAUGGAAGGAGAACAGCACCAGAUUCCUGCUAGAGCCAGGUCCGCAAAAGAAAAGCUGCGAGAAACCGCGCAGAAAGGUGAUGCAGACUUGAGUACCAUCCCACGGGCUUUCGACACGAAGGACGUGAACAACAAGAAAGGCUUUGCUGCCUUUGAAGGCUAUAGCAAGCUCCGCCAGAAGGAGGAGCAGGUACCCAUCACCGAGCUGCCCUACCACAAAAUGGGCUUGCCAGAUGCGCAGGUAGAACUGAUGGACACAUUCUUCCGAGAGGUUCGCGCCAACAAGAAGCAGCAAAUGAUGCACCAGAACAGAGAAACAACAAACUAUGAGCUUGUGAAGAACGAGUACCGUGAGCGGGUGUUAGAGGAUCGAGCUCUCGGGCGCCAGGAUCCGAUCGACCUGCAAGUCCGGGAGAGUAAGAAGGAAACAAGGGACGAAGACCUUUUGCCGUCUCUGGUUGUCAAGAAGAAAUCCCCGGACCUGGCUGUGGACAGGGUAGGUUUGUCAGUUGCAGAUAAGGCAGAGAUUGACGAUCUCUUCAACAGCUUUGGGCCGAAGAAGUCUGCAGAUCGUAGGUCAAGACUGGAAAAGCAGCUUGAUGCGGAAGAGGAGGCCGAAAGAGAACUUCGCGAGAAACAGGCCUGUGAAGAGCUCCGUCGCCUCCAAGCCAGCAGGAAGGGCGAGCCAACUCGCUUUGAGCAGGCCGGAGGUGAAGUCUACUGCUGGUGGACGUUGCCCUCUGGGAUUUCGAGCAAAGAUGUCACGAUUCAGACAUCGCGAGCCGGUGCUCACUUGCUUGUGGAGAUCAAAAGCAUCGCCAUUUUUGACCGGGCACUUUUCCAUGUCAUUCGGGGGGACGAUCUUCUUUGGUCUUUGGAUGCCGGGGAGUUGUCCUUGACCCUGACAAAGGCUGAACGAAACAAGCUUUGGGAUCAGCUGGGUGCCGUUGGCGACAUUCAGCUUGAUGCCAGCGGCAAAGUCAUUUCCUCCAGUGUUCCUGAGCCAAUGUCUGCAGAUGACAGGCUUCGGAAGUUCAAGCAGAUGGUAGAAGGUGAUGAUGGGCACGAGGCGCGGUAUGAAGAUCUCGGUGACACGGGCAGGCAGAUUGUCGAUGCGAUGAGGCGCUAUGAGCAUGCUCGCGCCACGGGAGAUAACAAUGCCUUGUCUUUAGCUGAGCACGACCUUGAGGAGCUGGGACAUGAUAUUCAACUGCUAGAGCGCUUGGUCGCAGCUGGCCAUAUCAGUGCAGAUAUCGGAUUGCGAGCGGCCCAAAAUCUCCGGCAUGCGUUGAGAGUGCUGAACGAACAGGAGUGCAUCGAAGGUCAGCUUUGGUGGGCCCCCUUGGGUGACCUUCCAACCAACAUACGCAUGCUUCUACAAGAUGGGCUUUACGACCGCAUUGCAACGGUUUGCCAAGCUGGCGAACGAAGCGUUUGGAAGGAUGAGGACCCCUUGAACCCAGAGAUAGCCUGGGAUGCUGUGGAGCAGGACUUCCUGAACACUGGUCUCAUCAUUGUUGAUGACUUCUUCCGCCUUGAUGCGCUUCAGGAGUUGUGGAGGUACUGCUUGGAGGCAACUUGUUUUCGAUCCCUCCGCCCUGGCUAUUUGGGCGCAUUUCCAUGGGAUGGAUGUGUUCAUCCCCUGCUGCGUUGUGCCGCUGAAACGCUGGAGGAGCGGAUGCCUAGAGCUUUGCGUCGCCGACCACUUGCAAGGUGGUGGCUCUUCAAGUACGUGGAGUUGGGGAGAAGUUCUGGCAUUGGAGUGCAUGCUGACGAGGCUGCUGUCAACGUGAACAUUUGGCUAACUCCAAUGGAGGCACGUGGACAAGGCGGUGGCCUGGAGAUCUACAAGCAUGUUCCGAGGAAAGGCACAUGGACUGCCGAUUUCAACCGUGUGCGCGAGGACUCAGGUGAAGAGGAAUGCUUCCGCGAUGCCUGCGUCUUACUGUUAGCUGGGCUGCUGCAUGUGCUGUGGCGUGGCGACUUGACAUUCAGUUUUGCUCAUGGCAUGGGCAAGAGUGUACACAAAACUUGCUCAGGCUUUGAAGAGGGGAUGGACUUUCUGACCAGCAAGCCUGACAGUCAUGUACUUGCCUUCCUGGACAUCAUCCAAGGUGGAGUCAAUGUCAACGGAGUCAAGAACAUCCAGAAGAGCAGUCCCAAUGCGAAGCAGACGCGCAUGGACACGAAAAUCCAAGAGCUGAGCUCGAUCAUCAAGGAUCGAAAGAACAACUUGCGCCGUUUAGAGGCGCAGCGCAAUGAGUUGAAUAGCAAGGUCCGCCAGCUCCGUGAGGAGCUGCAGCUGCUGCUGGAGCCGGCCUCGAACUGCGGGGAAGUCAUCAAAGCCAUGGGCACGAAGAAAGUGCUCGUGAAGGUGGGCCAGGAAGGGAAGUAUGUAGUGGACAUCGACAAGGACAUCAAAAUUGAGGACUGCAAAGCAAACACCAGAAUUGCCCUCACGAGUGACAGCUAUGUCUUGCACAAGAUCCUUCCCAGCAAGGUGGAUCCUCUUGUGCAGCUCAUGAAAGUAGAAAAGACGCCGGACAGCACCUACGAAAUGAUUGGUGGGGUGGACAAGCAGAUCAAGGAGAUCAAGGAGGUCAUCGAGCUUCCGAUCAAACACCCUGAAAUCUUUGAGUCCCUAGGCAUCUCGCAACCAAAGGGAGUGCUGCUUUACGGCCCUCCCGGCACGGGCAAGACCCUGCUUGCGCGUGCUGUUGCCCACCACACCAACUGUUGCUUCAUCCGCGUUUCGGGCGGCGAGCUAGUGCAGAAGUACAUCGGUGAAGGUAGCCGUAUGGUGCGUGAGCUCUUCGUUAUGGCUCGUGAGCACGCGCCCACAAUCAUCUUCAUGGACGAGGUUGACUCCAUCGGAUCAUCUCGAGUCGAGGGUGAAUCGGGGGGCGAUUCAGAAGUUCAGCGUACGAUGCUCGAGCUGCUGAAUCAAUUAGAUGGUUUUGAGGCUACGACCAACAUCAAGGUCAUCAUGGCCACUAACCGGAUUGACAUUCUUGAUGAUGCUCUUCUCCGACCUGGCCGCAUUGAUCGCAAGGUAGAGUUUCCAAAUCCCAAUGAGGAAGCCCGCCAAGAGAUCUUGAAGAUCCACUCCAGGAAGAUGAACCUCAUGCGUGGCAUUGACCUAAAGAAGAUUGCAACCGGCAUGAAUGGAGCCAGCGGGGCAGAGAGCAAGGCAGUCUGCACAGAGGCUGGGAUGUUUGCCUUGCGGGAACGGCGGCAGCACGUGACGCAGGAAGACUUUGAGAUGGCUGUCUCGAAGGUCAUGAAGAAAGAUUCGGACAAGAAUAUGAGCUUGAUGCAGUUGAUGAGGUAG
Molecule: messenger RNA, 4023 nt
Organism: Symbiodinium pilosum
Lineage: Eukaryota; Dinophyceae; Suessiales; Symbiodiniaceae
Source: the annotation of a GenBank genome assembly